Molecule: messenger RNA, 318 nt
Organism: Blepharisma stoltei
Lineage: Eukaryota; Ciliophora; Heterotrichea; Heterotrichida; Blepharismidae
Source: the annotation of a GenBank genome assembly
AUGCAUGAAGUAGGUGUAGACUACGAGCAUGAUGAACAAAAUAUCAUAGAUUUAUCCAGUGGGCCAUUAAAAGAUGAAAUUUACGACCACUUUCAUUGGCAUGUCAUCAAAUCUUGCAUAUUAUUUAAUAGUGGGAUAUUUUCAAAGGAAUUAGUAAUCCACAUCCCAAGGCUACUUACAUAUCAAGCUUACGCCUCUGAAGAUUCAAUAUUUGAAGAAGAAGAAGAAGAAGAAGAAGCAAGCAGAUCACUUUAUUUCAUCAUGUCAGGAGAAGUUGAAGUUUACAUCCAACAUCUAAAGCUUGAUAUACAACUUUAG